AUGGCACAUCUAGCACUAUCCUCUUCUAUCACUUACAAAUGGACUUUUGAUGUGUUUCUUAGUUUUCACGGUGAAGAUACUCGCUUAGGUUUCACCAGCCAUCUCUAUCGUUCUCUACGUCAAAGUGGAAUUCAUGCCUUUCUCGAUGAUGAAUUCAUUAGGAUUGGAGAAAAUAUCACACCCGCGCUUUUUGAAGCUAUACAAAAAUCAAGAAUAGCCAUCAUAGUUUUCUCAGAAAACUAUGCAAACUCAACGUUUUGUUUGCAAGAACUUGAAAAGAUUCUAGAGUGCUUCAAGGAACAGAAUCGGUUGAUAUAUCCAGUAUUUUGUUAUGUGGAUCCAUCAGAACUACGACGUCCCAGAGGAAGCUAUGCAGCAGCAUUGGCUCGACUGGAGGAAAGAUUCAAGGACAAUCCGCACAAGGUGGAAAAGUGGAGGCUGGCUCUGUCUCAAGCUGCUGACCUCAGAGGCUGUCAUCUCAAACCCAAGAUUGCAAAUGAACAAGAGUUUAUUACAAGGAUCACGAAUGUUGUUGCUGCUAGGAUUAACCGGUUGCCUUUAUAUGUUGCAAAAUAUCCCGUUGGACUUGAGGCUCGAGCCAAGAGAGUUAUCUCUCGUUUACAUCUUUGGUCCACAAAGGAAAUUAAAAUGAUAGGAAUUUGGGGAGCUGGUGGAAUAGGUAAAUCAACUAUUGCUAGGGCUGUAUAUAAUUCAAUUGCUGAUAAUUUUGAAGGCUCGUAUUUUUCUCCUAGUGUAAGAAAGGACUCCAAAAUGCCACAUGGUUUGUCACAUCUUCAAGAGACAUUAUUGCGUGAAUUAGUCAUGGAGAAAGAUCUUAAAUUGAACGAUUAUCAUGAGGGAAUACCAAUAAUAGAACAUAGGCUUGGUCAGAAGAAGAUUCUUUUGAUUCUUGAUGAUGUUGACGAAUUAAACCAAUUAGAAGCACUUGCUGGAAGUUGCAAUUGGUUUGGUUGUGGAAGUAGAAUCAUCAUCACGACCAGAGAUAAGCAAUUACUUGUAUGUCAUGAUGUUACAAGCAUUUAUGAAGUCGAGGAAUUAAAUUAUAAGGAAUCUCUUAAGUUGCUUAGUUGGUGUGCAUUUAAAAAAGAAAAUGUAGAUUCCAACAACAUGGAGGCUUGCAAUCGUGCAAUCCGUUAUUCGUGUGGCUUUCCAUUAGUUUUAGAAUUGAUUGCUUCUAAAUUGUGUGGUAAAAGAGUUGAUCUCUGGAGUUCUGCAUUGGAUAGAUUAAAAAGCACACCACAUCAAAGAGUUUUGGAUGCCUUGAAAUUAAGCUAUGAUAGUUUAGAGCGAGUAGAGAAACAAGUUUUCCUUGACUUGGCUUGCUUUUUCAAUGGUGGGAAAUUAGCAUAUGUCAAUCAUAUCUUGCACUGUGUUCGGGGAAUCCAACAACCAGAAUAUGUUAUUGAAGUGCUGAUUGAUAAAUCCCUUAUAAAGCUUGAACAAGAUCUUGUAACAAUGCAUGACUCGAUAGAAGAUGCCGGUAAAGAGAUUGUUCGACAAGAAUCAUCAUAUCAGCUUAGCAAACAAAGCAGAUUAUGGUCCUAUCAGGACAUCCUUCAAGUCUUAGAACAAGACAAUGGGACAAACAAAAUUGAAGCCAUAAUUCUAGACUUGCCUGAAAAUAUAGAAGUACAAUGGAGUGGGGAGGCAUUUGUGGAGAUGAAAAGUCUCAAAAUGCUUGUGAUAAAACAAGCAUGCUUUUCUGAAUGUCCCAAAUAUCUGCCAAAGAGUUUAAGGUGGUUGGAAUGGAAAGGGUACUCUUUCAAAUUUUUCCCAUCUUUGUGUGCAACUGAACUUGUCUCUCUUGACUUGUCCUUCAGUUCUUGUGAAUUGCUCCAACCAUUUGACAAGAAAUUUCGCAAUUUAAGUAGUAUGAAGUUAACAAAUUGCAAAUCUCUACAACAAAUACCAGACUUAUCUGGGGCUUCUAAUAUAAGAGAAUUAUGUCUUGAUGGUUGCACAAAUUUGAUUGAAAUUCAUGAUUCAGUUGGAUGUUUAAAUAAAUUGAGAGAAUGGAGUGCUAUGCGAUGCAAAAACUUGAAGAUUUUGCCAUCUUGCCUAAGGUUGACAUCUCUUGAACAUCUCAACCUCUUCGGUUGUUCAAGUCUUCAAAGAUUUCCAGAAGUAUCUAUCUUGAUGGAAGAAAUGCAGACACUUGAUUUGGACAAGACAGCGAUUAUUGAAUUGCCAUCUUCAAUCUGCAAUCUUAUUGGACUUCGAGUCUUAAGCAUGGAGGAAUGUCCUAAUCUUAUGCAGCUACCAGCUAGCAUUUGUACGCUACCAAACCUUUGGAAACUAACAGCAAAUUCUUGUGAGCAAAUGAGUCAUUUUAAGAAAUGUGAAGGUGGAGAUGAAGCAACAAACUUAGAUUGCUCGCAUAUUGGGGGGAUGCCACCAAACUUGGAAAAAUUUAGUGCCAUAUGUUGCUCAUCAUUGACUGAGUUAUCCAAAAUCAAAGUAUUGGAGCAGGCUAUCAACUUUCAAUGUGGGAAAAAAAACUUUAUUUUGCCUGGAGAAAAAUUUCCAAAAGGGCUCCAUAAGUAUGAUUGGGGAAAUUCUGUGUCAAUUUGGGUUCGUGACGUGCUCCCAACAACUUUUCUUUGGAUUCUUGUCAAAGAUGUCCAGGAUUAUGUCUACAAUUGUGAAUUCUCAGUGCACAUCAAUGAGGAAACCAAGCUGGAGAUAUGUAUUAAGCACGAGUCUGAAUCUUAUGGGGAUUUAGAAAUUUUGGAAGCUGGCGGUUAUAAGGGUACAACAUAUGCAAGAGGUCAUUCCUACGACAACUUGACAGAGUUGCGCCUUACAGAUUGCAACAGAUGUCGCAGUAUUCCUGCACUUGGCCAACUACCUGCUCUUAGGUCCUUAACUAUUGAAACAUUACGAAGUUUGGUGGCUGUGGGUUCUGAGUUUUCCAAGGCAGAUGAUUGGGCUUCACUUAUACCAUUUCCAUCCCUUGAAACUCUCAAGCGUCUGGGCAUUCAACGAUGUCCACUGCUUGCUUCUUCUAUCCCAAAGUGUCCAAUCAUUCAAAAGAUUGCUAUAAUUAAAAGUCCAAAUGUAGCGUUGCAAGAGCAAGAAUUACCACCUUCCCUACGCCGUCUGGCAAUUUCAGGUGGGCACGGGUUGGGGUCUCUGUCCGUAGAGUUGCAUAUUGAAGAUUUAAUUGUCUGGGAUUGUUCUGAUGCGGUGCCACCUCCACUGAUCCAUAUCCCCCCAUCAGUGAAACAGCUAAUUAUAGGAGGCUGUGAAAAUCUCAACGCUUUUCGGGUUCCAAAGGCACCUCUUGUUCAUGUCCGAAAGAUUUCCCUUUACUAUUGCAAGUUUCUAACGUCCUUGUUUGAUAACAUGGAGUGUCUUCUUCCAAAUUUAGAAAAGCUUAAAAUAAAAGGAUGUCCAAAAAUGGAGCCAUUCUCACCAGGGUUGUUACCAUCCAGUUUAAAACAACUUAAGAUAAGAGAGUGUGACAAGUUAUUAUCAUGUCAUGCGAAAUGGCAUCACCUUCCAACUAUCAUUAAGCUUGUCAUCUCUACUGAUUCUGACACAUUGCAUUGCAUAGGGCUUCAACACCUAACCUCUCUUCAACAACUAGAGCUUCGGUAUUCUGACAAGCUUGAGAAAAUAGAAGGAGGAAUGAUGCCUCCUUCCCUACUAAAGCUCCGCAUUAGGGAUUGCCCGCUUCUCGAAGAGCGAUGCCUCGACAAGGAUGAGGAAAUUUGGCCAAAAAUCUCUCACGUUCCAUACAUCAGUUUAAAUGGCAGACGUUUAAGAGCAUAUCUUGAAGACCAAGACAUGAAUGAUGCAACAAUCCUUGAAGACCAAGCAAUCUUUGAAGACCUCCAAGACAAUGAUGCAACAAUUCAGGUACAGCAGUCACCAUCACCAUCAAGGUCGGAGAGAUGA
Molecule: messenger RNA, 3921 nt
Organism: Neltuma alba
Lineage: Eukaryota; Viridiplantae; Streptophyta; Magnoliopsida; Fabales; Fabaceae
Product: TMV resistance protein N-like
Exons: 10
Coding region: 1-3921 (1306 amino acids)
Biological process (GO): signal transduction; defense response
Molecular function (GO): ADP binding
Source: RefSeq, a predicted model, not a curated record